GUGCAUGUAUCCUUUCAGGAAUUGGGUUUAAUGGUUAUGAUGAAAAUGGUAAUGCUAAAUGGAAUCGCGUUACAAAUAUUGAUUUUAUCGGAUAUGAGACAGCAGAUAAUAUCAAACAAUUGUUAGAAUCUUGGAAUAUGAAUACAAAUAAAUGGCUGAAAAAUUAUGUGUACCUUCGAGUUACACCCCCUGGACAAAAACCUAGUUUCUCUUCAACAAUUACCACAUUUGGGAUAAGUGCCGUAUGGCACGUGACUUUUAUUGGUGGUGCAUUUAUUCAAAACCUUCAUCGAAAAAUACACCGUACUGUUCGUCCAAUUUUCUUAACCACUCGUUUUGCUGCAUAUAAACCUUUAUACAAUUUCUUGGGUGCUGGAAAAUUUUGUAAACGAAUCGUUGCUUUUGGAGGUGGCGUUCUUGAUUGA
Racocetra persica is the source of this 425-nucleotide messenger RNA. The record is from the annotation of a GenBank genome assembly. NCBI's taxonomy places the organism in Eukaryota, Fungi, Glomeromycota, Glomeromycetes, Diversisporales, Gigasporaceae.